Messenger RNA from Coccinella septempunctata (seven-spotted ladybird), 4296 nucleotides. RefSeq lists its product as uncharacterized. The transcript is spliced from 4 exons. The record is from RefSeq and is a predicted model, not a curated record. Gene Ontology annotation, biological process: cell population proliferation; DNA damage response; positive regulation of protein phosphorylation. NCBI's taxonomy places the organism in Eukaryota, Metazoa, Arthropoda, Insecta, Coleoptera, Coccinellidae. Gene Ontology annotation, cellular component: nucleus. The coding region runs from base 655 to 3465 and encodes 936 amino acids.
AUAUAUCGUAGUAAAUCCAUUGAAAGAUUAGCAGUUUUCCUUUUUCCUCAAUGAGAAAUCAAAACGAUGGAUAAACGGAAGAGCUAUCUAUCUAAAAUAAUUCAUUCUUUUUCAAUACUACUUGAAAAUAUGUGUACAGUUAGAUAUGAUAUAUGUGUUUAUUUUUCUAAAAACAAACAUUAGAAACGCCAGAAUUGCCGUUAGACAUUCGAACAAUAGUUUUUUACAUUGCUUCUUGGAAUUGAAUUUUUGGUUCGGAGGUAUUAUCGCAUUUCCCAGAUUAGGUGAUUUGAGUUUUAUUAGAGAAUAGUAGCAAAGUGCGCCUGAGACACACUAGAUACUGAACAUUAUCGCAUUCCUUUAAUAACCCUCAAAAAUAAUUUGAGGUCUGAAUUUGAAUUUCCUCUUCAAACAAUUUGCUAUCCUUGUUUUGUUUUCUGUGAAUUUCACGGUCACACACAAAUGUCAGGCGAAAAAGGGUUAUAAAUAAUUACAAAAAUUGCGAAUCGCAGUAAAAGUUUUCAAACAGUUUUAGCAAAUAAUAACAACAGUAAAUUGCGUAUAUUUAUUUGCCACUUUUUAUUCACCAAUCGCCAUAAAUGAUACAAUAUAAAUCAAAAAAUAGUUUCAUGCAUUCCAAACCGAAUAAAUAAAAUGGAAGGAGAUUUAAUUUACUACGAAUUGAAACUGCAAAGUUUGUUGGAGAAAUUUCUUGAAACUGGAUAUCAUAUCAAAAAUGAUGUCUAUUUCAAUAGGCUGUUAUCUUUUCUUGGUGGUAAAGAGAAUAGGGAAUUAGCAGACAUUUUACUUAAGUUACCCUUAAUGACAGAAUGGAUUGUGAGAGCAAUUAAACUAUGGGAGAACGCAGCUCAAGGUCCAGAUCAUUCUAUAUCUGCGUUCACUCUUCAACUUUUAGGGCUGGUAUCAAAAAAUGAGAAUACUUUUAUGGAGCUCUCAAAACAUGAUGUCUAUAACAGAGUUAUAAGCAUAUUGCAACUUAAGAAUCCUGAAUCAUUGCCUUCUAUAAAACUAGGCUUCAUCAAAGUUAUGACAUCAAUUAUUUCUCAUACUUCGGGUCUUGCAUGGACAAUUCAGACAACAUAUUGGCAAGACAUUCUUGCCUUGAGCCUACAAUGUCAAACAGUUUAUAUCAAGAAAGAAGGCCAUUUAUUCAUUGCAUCAUUUUUGGAUGCCCUACUGAAGCAUGAUCUAUACAUGUGCUCAAAUAUUUGGCAGACUCUUACCACACCCUUGUUGACAAAGCCUGAUGAUAUCUUCAUGAUUCAAGAAAAUCUCUUUGAAGUCUGUGAUGAGAAAAUUGAGAAGUUUGUUGGUCCAACAGUCAGUUUGAUGAAUGAUAUAUUAGAAUAUUUCAUUGAAAAAAUAUUGGAAAGAGAUAGCCCCCACGUUAAGAAUUUCAAGAAAAUAAUAAAUAUUCCUACGUUGGUUACUGCCAUCACAAAUUAUUUACAUAUGGUUAGAAAUCAAAAGACAACAUAUGAAAUAGGGCGUGUGUGGAUUUUACUAUUAUAUUUCUCGUUAGUAGCAGAAGAGAAGGAUGGUAUUAUAAAGCCAAAUAUCGAUAAAGAAUUCAUAGAACCUAUAUAUAGCCUCUUAAACAUUGUGCUGGAAGGAUCGAAAUUUCUUUGUAUCUCGAAAUUUUUAUUUGUUGUUUCAGUUUGGUGGUUUAAAAUAAAGAGUAAAAUCACAGUUAAUUAUGUGAUAGAGUGUGAUGAGCGUUAUAUAUUUGAGAAUCAAUUUUUGAUUCCUCAGUUAGCACACAACUACUUGUUCUGCAGAGCUGUUAUAUAUAAGCAUCAUUUUGAACCUCCCACUGAAGCAAGGGAUGAUUUUGUGACAAACCUUUUCACACUGAUGAGUAAAAACUCUAUAAGGUGGUGUUAUAAAUGGAGAGAUUCUCUGCCAUCCGAGGAGGUUGCAUACAACAUUGGCCCAAAAGCUCUUUCUUUUGUACUCCAGUUGAAAUCAGUAUUGAAUAGGGAUAGUGCAGUGCUGGUGUUCCAAUCACUUCUUUAUGUGCUGGUCGAUAUAAAUUCAAUUCUGACUAAGAAUAUACACUUACUCCCAGUGUUCUCAAAAUGUGAGGCUUACAUUAAAUCAUUCCUGGAAACCCUGACGGAAUUCAUCGUCCAUUUCAAGAUAUCAUGGAGGGAUAGCAUUGAAUCUUUAUGCGUGUUUCAGGCAAGUGUGGAAUUCUUGAAGAUAGCAGAGUGGCCUUCAACACUGGUCAUAGCAGAUUUGAAUUUGAUUAAAGUGGGAAUAAAUCAUUACUUGUCACCAAGCAUGGCCCUUUUGAUAGAUCAACAUCAUAAUUGUGCUAUUUACAUCUUAUGUUCUAUACUUAAGAAUAAGUUGCAUGAUCCUGAAUGGUCUGUGAGGGACACUGCUCUGGAGGUUGUGUCAGCUUUCGCUGAAGCUGCUAGAAUUGAGUUUCAAUCUUUCCAAAAACUUUUAUUGAAUUUUGAAUUGUGCCCCCUGGUUUUAAAUGUUGCCCUUCAGGAUGGUGAAAGUUUUGUGAGAGCAUCUGCUCUCAAAUGUCUUUCACGGCUGGUCAAGAUACAUGCCUUCUGGAAAGAUCAUCUUGAAAGUCAAGACAUCGUUAAAAAAAUCAUGGUGGUGCUCAAUUGUGAAACAGAGGGUAUAGUACGAGCCCAAGCAGCUACUCUACUUACUACCAUCUUCAAUUAUCAUGAUAUCGAGACAUCAGUUCAGAAAGAAAUAUUUACAUGUAUGUGUUCAGCCGCAAUUGAUGAUCUACAUUGGGAAGUUCGCUUGAACUGUUUAUCCUUCUGGAACGAUAGAGUUGAACAGGUUUUGAAGCAUCAGGGUAUGGUGGAUGGCGAAUUUCCAAAAUGUACUUUCUCAAAAGAAACGAAAAAAAUCGUUAUACUAACAGAUGUAGAAAUAAAGAGGAGGAUUAUGCGAGCCUUGGAUGAGCUGAGUGAAAUGAACUGUUUGACAGUUUUGAAACAGGCUAUUUCCGAUGAUUGCGAUUUGCAAAUUUCUAAAAAAGGAUUAGAAGUAUCCAAAGUACUAGUUGAUCUCAUUGAAAAAUAUAAUAUCGCCGAAAAUAUUAUUUUGGAUGAAAAGGGACCUCCCAGUAACGAUUCCUGCUAUUCGUCCAUUGUUCCUUCUACACCGAGCCCAUCGUGUCAAAAUAGCGAUGAGGUUAUUGAAAAAAUUCUCGAAGUUUCCGAUAAUUCCUUAUUGAAAGAUGUUUACUCUCCAGGAAAUGAUUAUCCCAUGAACAUCAGACAGAAUAAAAUUGGAACUAGAAAAAAUGUUACCAGUGCUGAAUUCAUUAUCUCGACUAAGAAAAAUUAUAAAUCCCUGGUUAGUGAAAGGGAGAAAUGGAUCAACUCAUUGGAUUCGUUGAGUUCAUUACUCAACGAUAUGUUGUAUAAUUAUGAAUUAGUUGAUACAAACUCUAUGGACUGUUAUUGAUGUUCUCUUUUCCUAAUUUGCUGAGGUAUUUGUUUUAAUCUCAGAUAUUCCAUUUCUGAUUUGAUUACCUUUUUUUUAAUGAUUAGGUUUUGACAAAAGAAAAUAGAAAUUUCACAUAGGAAAAGAAAGUGGAAAAAGGUUUUCCUCUUUAUUUCUGCUUUUUUUAAGUUGAAACUCUAGCAGAAUAGUGAAAUUCUACUCUUAAGUUUCAAUUCUAUUUAUGGUUUUAGGCAAGAAUGUCCAUAUAAAUAAUUGUCGUAAUAUAGUUUCAUGUUGAAAUAUAUCUUUUACCUGUGUCUGUAUCAACUUUUUUUUUCUGUUUUUUUUAUCAAACUUUAUUUUGCGUUUAACUACCUUGUUAUCUACUUUUUGUUGGCUCUAGAUUUUAGGUUAAAUGUUGUCUCCUAAUCUUUUUGACUUAAUGGUUUGAUUUUGAAUUCAUAUCAUAAUUGAUUGUAAAAUUGAAACAAUUCAAUUCUCUGGCAAAGAGGAUGAUUUGAAGACAACUUCUUUCUAUUGUGUUAAGCUCCACUGCUCUUGCAAGAAUAUUUUUUUAUCGUUCCCCUCCAGAUAUGUUUUUUAUUUACUUUGAAUCACAUUCCUACUGAAGGGGAGUUUUUUUGAAUUUUACUUAUAACCUGGCAUUCGACGAAACAGGGUAAUAAUGUCGUUAAUUUUUUUAUUAUAUUGUCAACAUAGUUUAUUUAAUGAAUAAUAGAAUGUUACGAUAAGUCUGUGAUUAUGAUAAAUUUUUUCAAUUGAAAAAACCAGAAAGGCCUUAUAUUUUGUAAGAAUUAUACUUUUGUCCAAUAAAUGAGGUAUUUCUAUAAA